CCCGGGGACGGAGCGGCAGGUGGGCGCCGGGCGCGGCCGCAGGAUGUCCCGGCUGGCGGCCGGGCUGUGCUGCUGGGCGCUGCUGUGCUGCCAGGCGGCCGCGCCGCCGCCCCAGUGCCGCGAGACAGAUUACCACUUUGAAUACACCGAGUGUGAUAGCAGUGGAUCCAGAUGGAGGGUGGCUGUCCCCAACCCAGCAGUGGAGUGCUCCGGAUUACCAGACCCUGUGAAAGGGAAAGAAUGCACUUUUUCAUGUGCUUCUGGAGAAUACCUGGAAAUGAAGAACCAGGUGUGCAGUAAAUGUGCCGAGGGGACCUAUUCCUUGGGGAGUGGGAUCAAAUUUGAUGAAUGGGAUGAACUGCCAGCAGGAUUCUCCAAUGUGGCAACUUUCAUGGAUACUGCUAUCGGUGCAGCUGAGAAUAAAGCAGACAGCUGUGACAACUCCUCGUGGACGCCUCGUGGGAAUUACAUCGAGUCUAAUAGGGAUGACUGCACGGUUUCUCUGAUCUACGCAGUUCAUUUGAAGAAGUCUGGCUCUGUCUUCUUUGAAUACCAGUAUAUUGACAACAACAUCUUCUUUGAGUUUUUUAUUCAAAACGACCAGUGCAAGGAGAUGGAUUCCACAGCAGACAAGUGGGUGAAGCUAACAGAUAAUGGUGAAUGGGGCUCUCAUUCUGUAACUUUGAAAUCAGGCACAAAUAUAUUAUACUGGAGGACAACGGGGAUUCUCAUGGGGUCAAAAGUGGUGAAACCUGUCCUAGUGAAAAACAUCACAAUUGAAGGAGUUGCGUAUACAUCUGAAUGCUUUCCAUGCAAACCUGGUACAUUCAGUGAUAAACCAGGGUCUUCCAACUGCCAAGUGUGCCCAAGAAAUACCUAUUCAGAGAAAGGAGCUAAGGAAUGUACCAAAUGUAAAGAAGCAACACAUUAUGCAGAUGAGGGAUCUAGUCAGUGCAUGGAGCGUCCUCCUUGUACGAACAAAGACUUCUUCCAGAUCCAUACGCCUUGUGAUAAGGAAGGGAAGACUCAGAUCAUGUAUAAAUGGAUAGAGCCUAAAAUCUGUAGGGAAGAUCUUCGGGAUGCAAUGGAGCUGCCCCCUUCUGGAGAGAGGAAGGACUGUCCUCCCUGCAACCCUGGGUUUUACAAUAAUGGAUCAUCUUCCUGCACACCUUGCCCUCAGGGCAUGUUUUCGGAUGGGACACAGGAAUGCCAGGCCUGCCCAGCUGGGACUGAACCAGCUCUUGGGUUUGAAUAUAAAUGGUGGAACAUACUGCCAGCCAAUAUGAAGACUUCUUGUUUUAAUGUUGGAAAUUCGAAGUGCGAUGGAAUGAAUGGUUGGGAGGUGGCUGGUGACCAUAUUCAGAGCGGGGCAGGGGGCUCUGACAAUGAUUUUCUUAUCCUGAAUCUGCACAUCCCAGGAUUUAAACCUCCAACAUCAGUGACUGGAGCAACUGGGUCGGAACUAGGACGGAUUACAUUUAUUUUUGAGACCAUCUGUUCAGCAGAUUGUGUGCUGUACUUUAUGGUGGAUGUUAAUAGAAAAAACACUAAUGUGGUGGAAUCCUGGGAAAGAAGUAAAGAGAAACAGUCCUACACUCACAUUAUCUCCAAAAAUGCUUCUUUCACAUUCACAUGGGCCUUCCAGAGAAUAAACGAAGGCCAGGAUAGCAGGCAAUUCAUCAAUGACGUGGCGAAGAUCUACUCAAUCGUGGUGACCAACGCUGUGGAUGGAGUGGCUUCAUCUUGUCGGGCCUGCGCGCUGGGUUCGGAGCAGUUCGGUUCAUCCUGCGUGCCAUGCCCAGCUGGACAUUACAUUGAGAAGGAAACCAACCAGUGCAAGGAAUGCCCAGCCAACACCUGUCUAUCCGUACAUCAGGUGUAUGGCAAAGAGGCUUGUGUCUCUUGUGGGCCUGGCAGUAAAAGUACCAAGGACCACUCCACGUGCUUCAGUGACUGCUUGGUGUCGUAUUUCAAGGAUAACCAGAGCCUGAAUUAUGAUUUCAGUAACCUCAGUGGGGUGGGCUCGUUAAUGAGUGGACCCAGCUUCACGUCUAGAGGAACCAAGUUCUUUCAUUUCUUUAACAUCAGCCUAUGUGGGAAUGAGGGGAAGAAGAUGGCCAUUUGCACUGACAACAUAACGGAUGUCACUCUAAAGGAUAUGGUGGCUGAAUCAGAAGAUGAUUCAAACUUCAUGGGAGCUUUUGUGUGCCAGUCUACCAUCAUCCCAUCUGACAGCAAGGGGUUCAGGACAGCCCUGGCUCUGCAGUCCAACAGUCUUGCUGAUGCAUUUUUAGGAGCUACAGUGGAAACCACAUUGGAAAAUAUUAGCAUGAAAACAGAAAUGUUUCCACCUUCUCCAAGGAAAAUACCUGAUGUGCAUUUCUUUUACAAGUCUUCCACAGUUACAACGUCCUGUGAAAAUGGACGUGCAACCAUUGUGACAAUGAGAUGUGACCCCUCCAAACCCAAUCAGGGAGAUAUUUCAGUUCCCAGCUCAUGCCCUGCCGGCACCUGUGAUGGAUGCACAUUCUACUUCAUGUGGGAAAGUGCUGAAGCCUGCCCUUUGUGCAUGGAGCAUGACUACCAUGAGAUUGAGGGAGCUUGCAAAAAAGGAUUUCAGGAGAUCCUGUAUGUAUGGAAUGAGCCAAAGCAGUGCAUCAAAGGGGUUUCCUUGCCAGAGAAAAGGAUCAGUACCUGCGAAACAGUGGACUUCUGGUUAAAAGUUGGAGCAGGUGUUGGGGCGUUCACAGCUGUCCUACUCAUAGCCUUGACCUGCUACUUCUGGAAGAAGAAUCAGAAGCUGGAGUAUAAAUAUUCCAAAUUAGUGAUGACAGCAAACUCAAAAGAAUGUGAGCUCCCAGCUGCUGACAGCUGUGCUAUCAUGGAAGGGGAAGAUAACGAAGAGGAAAUAGUAUAUUCAAAUAAACAGUCACUUCUGGGAAAGCUCAAAUCAUUGGCAACAAAGGAGAAAGAAGAUCACUUUGAAUCUGUUCAGCUGAAAUCUUCAAGAUCCCAAAAUAUAUGACGAUUUAUUGCUGCCUUCAAAGAAACAAACCUGAUUUCUAUUUUUACAGGACCACAUUUUAAACACAUUCUGGCAUACAUCUUAGUGGUGAUCUCUCUAACAAAAGUUGAGCUUGAGAGAGAAGUUGAAGAUCAAAACAAAAGAGUGGGUUGCCUUAUCACGUGAUCGAGUACCUUGCCAAAAAGGAAAGCAGACACUUGGAUUCCAUACUGAAAAUGAAAUUUAACUCAGGAAGAGAGAGACAUUCUGCCAACGACAUGAGAUAUUCACCUGGGCAUUGCUCAGGCAUGUAAUGUGAUUUAUAGGUACCUAUCACUUUUUCUCACUCCUUCCACACACAUCAUAAGAAAUUAUUCUUCUGAGAGACUGGAAAUCUUCUACAAAGGUUCUGCACUGUUCCUUUUGUAGCAUUUCAAGUCUUUCUUAAAAUGGUCAGCGGUACUUGAAGGGGAAGAAACAAAGAUGAGUUUUGAUUCUUGGAGAGGAUAAUACUUUAGAAGGUCAGGGCCUUGUUACUCCUUACACUGUGAGCCGCACAAAUGUUGAUUGGUGUUAGUGCUAGCUUGGAAUUUGGAGCAGUCACAUGCUUAGUCUGGGGUGACACAACUUUGAGCUGCCUAAUGAGUGUUUAAAACCGCUUUAAGAUGUUAAAGUGCGGACAAUCCAGGGGUUAAGAGCUCCACGAGCUGCCCAAAAUUACCAUGUAACAAGGCUCUAAGUGUUUUGCAACAGCCUCUAAUGUAGCAGGCACAAUUUUACAUUUACAGGUUGAACCAUUUUGAUGCCAAUGUAAUAACAAUCUUGGCGGGAUUAAAUUUCAGAAGCCCUGGGAGCGUCUACAUGAGCUGUUACACUGCUGUAGUGAUGAGCUAUGGCAAUAUAGUUCAUCUCUAUGGCGACGUAGCAUCGGCAGGCACAAAGUGUGACACUGAUGCUACUGCGCAUUACAAGCAGGGUCAGAAAUGACCCAUGUGGUGCUGAGACUACGAAGUAACAGCAGUUACUGUGCAGUCAUUUAGUACUUGCUAAAGUACUCACUGCAAGUAUUAGAUAACUGUGCAAUAUCAACUGUGUAGUCAGGGGCACAUGUAGACUUGCCCCCUGGACCUCGAUGUGUGAGCUGCUGCUGUGUGCCCAGAUCCACUGGGUUAGAGGCAAUAGUUGAUUCAUAGCUUCUUUACAUGUUGUCAGCACUGAAGGGUAACCAAGACCCACAACAUGAAUGACACUUUUCUCUACCCAGGGCACCUACUCCAGAGCAUUCUCUCAGGAUGCUGAUUCAACAGCAGCUCAGUAUCCCAUAUGGACCACCAAUUGUGUCCCACCCUUCUAGGGUUCAUGUAAACUGAAGGAACUGAACCUUAGCUGUAAAAGCACAAACCUUUAAUAGAUGACCCAAAGGACCACACUUCUUCCUAUAUUACUGUCACAAAUCUGAGCACUAGAAGAGGAUAGUGAUCCUCAGUGGGUGCAUUUACACGUGCGCUUUAAUGUGCAGUAGCCUAUUUUACUGUGCAUUAGAGCUCCGUGUAAAAAAAGUACUGUUAUGCUAAUGUUUGGUAAAAUAGGCUAUUGCACAGUAAGCAUCACUUAAAAAGUGUGUGCUUGAACUACUGUGCAUCAGGGCAGCCUAAUACACAUUGAUUUAGUACCUCACAUUGGAAGCACUAAAUUUAGUGAGCAUUAGGAAAAGUGCAUUAAUGCACGUGUAGACACGCCCAGUGGUAUUAAUGUGGGUUAACAUUUUAAAUUGGUUCCUCUUUCAAUGGGAGCAACUGUUUGCUUUUAAAUGAGGGCAUAAGAUGGUGCCUAGGAAAUUGAAAGCUAAGUGGAGAUCCUUUAAAAAUCAGGCCUAGAAAAUCACUGAAUAAUCCACCCCAUCAAAAGCAUGUGAUUGCAUAAUAUCCAAUCUAUCAAAAACUAAUUUCCUGAAAUUCCUGUCUGAGUUGAACUCAUGAUUAAUUAAAACUUGGGUCUAAAAAUCUUUAAAUCUAAAAAUCUGAAAAUCAUGCAGGCAAAAGUUGUGUAUUGCUAGGAGGAGAUAAGGAACCAAUCUUGACUGUCCCUCUAGGCAUACACAUGUUUGCAUUACAAUAAACUAUAUGAAUUGACAUGCAUAUGAAACAUUGGAAAAGACACAUAGGCAGAAAUGGUGGUUUUAUUAUAAAGAAUAUAGAUCUGUUAUUUUAUAUGACUGCGCUGCAUCAACCCCUAUGGCAACAGCCCACUUUUAAAUUAAAUUAAAACAGAUUGUUCUGCAUUCUGAAUAUUUUAUUAUACUCUAAGAUGUUGAAGAAAAUUUUAUGAAGAUUAGAGGUUUUUCUUUCUUGUUCAGGGAAAUUUUACUUAAUUAUUUUAUAUAUCCAAUUGCAGAAACUGGGGUUUGUUCUUUUGAUGGGAAAUACUUUGGACACCUUAACAGGUGUUGAAUAUACUUUUUGUUCAUGAAACUGCACUUCAUUUGCUAGAAAAGGAUUUUUAUGAGGUGUCGCACCAUAUUGGAAUAUUGUUGAAUGUAAAUUAAAUGCAUUCCUUUUUGUAUAUUUUGUACCGUUAUGCAUUUAUUAUUGUACAUUGUAUUUGUUGUCAUUAUAUCAUUGACACACAUCAUCAGUGACAUGUUUACUUAGUAAAUGGCAAUGGCUUUGGGAUUUCAGUUCUUUGCUGGUCUUUUAUGAAGAUAUUUCUAAAAUGUUUUUUGUUCAAUUAGUGUGCUGUAGCAUCAAAGAUUUUUAUGUGAUCGGCAUUCAUAAAGUAAAAAUAAUAUGUGAAA
Molecule: messenger RNA, 5798 nt
Organism: Alligator mississippiensis (American alligator)
Lineage: Eukaryota; Metazoa; Chordata; Crocodylia; Alligatoridae
Gene: ELAPOR2
Product: endosome-lysosome associated apoptosis and autophagy regulator family member 2
Exons: 22
Coding region: 44-3025 (993 amino acids)
Biological process (GO): positive regulation of BMP signaling pathway
Source: RefSeq, a predicted model, not a curated record